Megalops cyprinoides (Indo-Pacific tarpon) is the source of this 6324-nucleotide messenger RNA. RefSeq names its product RE1-silencing transcription factor (gene rest). Gene Ontology annotation, cellular component: nucleus. NCBI's taxonomy places the organism in Eukaryota, Metazoa, Chordata, Actinopteri, Elopiformes, Megalopidae. Gene Ontology annotation, biological process: regulation of gene expression. The transcript has 5 exons. The record is from RefSeq and is a predicted model, not a curated record. The coding region runs from base 108 to 3185 and encodes 1025 amino acids.
AUGUGUGGGGACUUGCACCUCCUGGAACAAAACUGCCUAUCCAACCAGUCCUGAAAUUCGUGUUCAAAAGUAACUGAAAACAGGACACUGCUCGACGCGUGUCCAUCAUGGCCGCUCAGACAGUGUACCCCAUGGGCGUGGUCAUGUUCACCCCGCUGGUGGGCAUGCCCCUCGGCAGCGAGGGGCACGGGGUGCCGGAGCUGUCCCGGACCGACCUGGCCGCCCCACAGCUGGUGAUGCUGGCCAACGUGGCGCUGACCUCGGAGGGUGCCGGCUGUGACUACAUGAUCGAGGAGAAGCAGAUGGUGGAGCUGAAGACGGUGGGCAGCAGCAGCUACUCGGACAGCGAGGACGAAGGCCCGGCGCCCUGCGACUACGACGGCCACACCGACGUGCCUGACGACACCUACCCAGAAACCCCGCAGGUCACCAGCUUCCAGGGACAGGAGGACAGGGAGGCGGAGGGGGAGGGAGAAAGAGAAGAGAGCCUGCCCACCUCCCAGGAGGUCCAGAAUGCCCCCGCGGCAGUGGCCAAGCGUAAGCGGAACCUACGCCUGGCGGAGGCCCCCAGGAAGAAGAAGCCCUUCCACUGCAAGCCCUGUCAGUACCAGGCGGAGUGCGAGGAGGAGUUUGUGCACCACAUCCGGGUCCACAGCGCCAAGAAGCUGAUCGUGGUGGGCCGGGCGGAGGGGGAGGAGCAGGCCAAGGGAGCGGAGACAGAGGCAGCCCCGGAGAGCGGAGAGGGCGUGGCCUACACCAAAGGGGUGAUCCGGUGCGAGCGCUGUGGCUACAACACCAACCGCUACGACCACUACAUGGCCCACCUCAAGCACCACACCAAGGAGGGAGAGAGCCAGAGGGUCUACAAGUGCACCAUCUGCACCUACACCACCGUCAGCCAGUACCACUGGAAGAAGCACCUGAGGAACCACUUCCCCAGCAAGCUGUACACCUGCGCCCAGUGUUGCUACUUCUCUGACCGCAAGAACAACUAUGUGCAGCAUAUCCGUACCCACACAGGUGAACGCCCUUUCCGGUGUCCCUACUGCAAAUACUCAAGCUCUCAGAAAACACACCUGACCAGGCACAUGAGGACACACUCAGGUGAGAGGCCCUUUAAAUGUGAGAGCUGCAGCUACCUGGCAGCCAAUCAGCAUGAGGUGACACGACACGCCAGACAGGUGCACAACGGGCCAAAGCCGCUGAGUUGCCCUCACUGCCAGUACAAGACCGCAGACCGCAGCAACUACAAGAAGCACGUGGAGCUGCACGUCAACCCCAGGCAAUUCCUCUGCCCGGUCUGCAGCUACGCCGCCUCCAAGAAGUGCAACCUGCAGUACCACAUCAAAUCCCGUCACCCUGACUGCUCUGAGAUCACUAUGGACGUGUCCAAGGUGAAGCUCCGAGUCAAGAAACCUGAAUCCAGCGCCACCUACUAUAACAUGGACAGGAACUCCCAGUACGUGCUGACGGGAAUCAAAGAAGGGAAAGAGGCACAGGAGAAGAAGACGGACAGGCGAGAGAACGGGGAAGCGGACAAGCAGACUAAGUCAGACCCGAUCAAUCUGUCCACCAAAAAAGCCAGCAAGCCAGUCCUGUCGAUGGCUGCGAAGAAGGAGCAAAGAGACAAAACCCCGAAGAGAGCAGAGGAGACGUCCGAGAAGGAUAACGGGAAGAAGACGCAGAAGGGCUCGGCAGAGGAGAAGAGAGCGGAGAAACAGAGUGCUCAGAAAGCAGAGAGGAGUGAGAGGACAGAGAGGAGCAGCAGCCGAGUGGAGAAGGAGAGAGUGGAACAGGAACGACUAGAACGAGAGAGGGUGGAACAGGAGCGGCUAGAGAGGGAGAGAGUGGAGAGGGAGAGAGCAGAACAGGAGCAGCUAGAGCGGGAAAGAGCGGAACAGGAGCGGCUAGAGAGGGAGAGAGUGGAACAGGAGCGGCUAGAGAGGGAGAGAGUGGAACAGGAGCGGCUAGAGAGGGAGAGAGUGGAACAGGAAAAGGUGGAGAAGGAGAGACUGGAACAGGAGCAACUAGAAUGGGAGAAAGCAGAGAGGGAGAGGGCGGAACAGGAGCGGAUAGAGAGGGAGAGGGUGGAACAGGAGCAGCUAGAGCGAGAGAGAGCAGAGCAGGAGAAGCUUGAGCUGGAGAAGAAGGAGAGUGAGAGGAUGGCAGAGGAAAAAGAGACCAAAAUCAUGGAGAAAUCUGUUAAGAGUGGAUUCAAGAAACCAGCAAAAGAAGAGAACAACCUUGAGAGAAUGGGUAGAGGAAGACGUCAUAAACCCCCAGAAGAAACCCAGAGCAAGGCAGCUGUAACCAGCUGUAGGAAGAGAAAAGCAGACAUCUUACAGCCUUCCUCCCUUGAGAAGGAGAAGCCCUCUUCCUGCAACAGCCAGAAAGCCGAGGACAGUGACCAACAGCCACAGAGGGCGAAUGUCCUUCGAGGCAGACGCAACGCACUCACGCGUUGUCAGGGACCCAAAGGCAAAGUGAGCAAGGAGAUUGACCAGCCCACGGGGGUCGGCAUGAAGAAGAGAACCAAAAAGACAGAGAGCGAGCCGAAACUGAGCCUGACAGGGGCCAGCAAGAACCAAGACAGAGGCAGCGAGGGAGACUCCCCUUGUCACCCAGUCGCAGAGCUCCAGACGGCUGUUGGGGCGGCCAGCUCUUGCCAGGGCCCCCCCAGGGUCGCAGGGAGCACCAGUGCAGGGGAACCUGAGACGGUGGAAGCUCCUCAAAAACAGGACAAACCCCUUGCAGAAGCGGAAAGGACUGAAGUGGAUCAGGGGAAGGCCCCGAGCGAACCAAAGGAAACCGCCGAGAGUGGUGAAGCGGGCUCGGAGGGCGGGGUGGGUGGUAAGCACCCCCCCUCCCUGCUGGAGCUCCCCGCAGCGCCCGGUAAGCCCGCGGACAUGGAGGAGGACGAGGGCAUCCACAGCCAUGAUGGCAGCGACAUCAGCGACAGCGUCUCCGAGGGCAGCGACGACUCUGGCCUCAGCGGGGGCGCCGCGGCAAAACCGGCUGAGCCGGGAACCCCCUCCGAGGAACCUCCAGCCCCCCCGAAACCUCAGAGCCACACCUGCAUCUUCUGCGACCGCACAUUCUCAGUAGAGGCGGAGUACCGCCGGCACCUGAACCGCCACCUGGUGAAUGUGUAUUACCUUGAGAGCGCCGCCCAGGGGGACCAGUGAACCCCAGCGUCGGGAGGCCUGGACUACGCAUUCACUUUAUUUUCUAAUUUACUGUAACUUUGUAUCUCGAAUACCAGACACCAACGGUGCACCUAUUGCUUUACGAUAUAAAUUUUGUCUUUAUAUAUACACAUAUCUAUAUAUAUAUAUAUAUCUUACACUAAUUCACUGUUUUGCAUAUUAUGUGUUUGGACUUUUUCCUCACCUUGUUGCAGCGGAAGAGUGAAUGGUUAAGUCAUACUGUACAUGUACUGUUAAAAUGGCCACUGCCCAGUGGGACAUGGAGAUUCAUUUUUGUAGUGUAAAGCUUUAUUUGAUUACCAGAAAACCACCAUUACACCAGGCUUGUGUGGGCAUUGAAAAUGCCAUCUAGAAUGGGAACAGCUUAGAUUUGACUAGGAGUCAUGUAUUCUUACAGUCUGCUCCUCUCAUUAUUGGCUCAGUGCCAGGUUUUUAAUGUUUCCUGUCUUUACACUCAUUUUUGUUCAUUCAGAAUCCUUUAAGUCAUGACAAAGUUGGGCAGUUCAGAUCCACUGCAUUACAAAGGCAUGGUCUUUAUGAUGAGAAUAGUAUUUAAGACACCAUUGUUCUCCUCUAUGGUGCAAAGUUAGAAAACAUGGUUUGUGUUGCAUACAUAAAACCUAAAAGCACUAGGACAUGCAGUGGAGGAAUCUAUCAGGAGCUCAGCUAAAGAUUAAAUCUGGAGGUGAUAAAAAGUCACUGUAAUGAUGCAGAAUCAUGGCAGCUUGCUCAACCAGAAAUUAUUCCUUCCUCCACAGCCCCAAGGUUUUUUUUUUUUCUCAUUCCCCAUCCUGUCCGAGAUGAACAAUAGCGAUUCCGCCAUGAAAGCAAGCGUAACACUUCUAAAUGAGGAACCAAAGACUGCCCUACACUCCCGCAGGGACGUUAAAUUAGACGGACCCAGGUGGUCCAGGGCCCGUAGCUGUGAGAACAAUGUGCUUCUCACUUCUUUUGUGUCAGUCCACUCCUCUGGAGCGCCGGCGACUGAAUCGGUCUCCAAAAGGGGGACAGCGAUGCCUGCUCAAAGCCGGCUCAAGGUCCUUUCACAGCCCCGGAAAGUGGCUUCUGUGCAGAGAGGGCUCGUCCUGCACCCCUCUGAAAGUGCACUUUUAGCCCCUUAGGUUUAUUUUGUUUACAUCAGAUUGUUACAGAAGCAGUUGUGGAGCACACAAAUCCUGCAAAGAGGAACGAAAAUGAGGGUGUUUUUGUUCUGCUUCCCUCGCGAGCUCUUGUUGCGCACAUCAGAGCGCAGUUUGAAAUGUGAAAUGUGGGUGGUAUGUGCACAGAUAUCAGAGAGGUCAGUGGUUCUUUAAGCCGAUACCUCCCAUACAUGCAGAUGAAAACUUCCUCAGCGUGUCAGUUCAGAAUGAAUUACACCUAAGUCCAGGUGCUUUUAGCUUUAGGCUGAGCUGCCACUCAUGAACUCUUCAACAUUUUGACAAAAUUGAAAAAGCCUACAUAAUAAGCAACUCCAAGACACUGUAGCGAAUGUGUCAUUUGUGACUGGUGGUAGCUGGGAGUUUCUGACUGAGGUUGAUUGAUGUUAACCUGUCAAAAAAGUGAAAUGAAUCAAGAUGGUCUACUAGGCCAACAAAGAUGAUGGCACUUUCUGUGUAAAAUAAGAGGUGAUAGAUGGGCAGAUGAACUGCUACUGGGUAAAUGACUCCGCUGUCUCCCUCUUGUAUGUCCAUUAAGUAGACAAAAAGAACACCCUGAAACUAUGGGAUAGUUACAAACAGAUGAAUAUCCUAUUAUCCUGUUAUCUUUAGGCGUAGUGGGUUUGGAUUUUACUAUGUUAUGGAAAAAGUCCAAAGAUUUUUUUUUUAAUUAUUAUUUUUUAUACAUAGUGAUAGAGCAGAGGAAAGACACUUUCUUCGCAUUUGCUCUUAGAUGCCUUUGACAAUCAUGCUGUGAAUUCUCUGUGGUUUUGGGCUUGCUUUUGAACAGGGGAGGCUUGUGUAAUAUACCUGGACAGGUGGUGCAGUCGCUAGAAUACGGCACCGUGCGGGAUGCAGUCUGUCACCGAGCGAACCUCUCGUCAUGUCACGUUCAAACGAGUGAACGUUGUUGGACCAUCCUUUUGUGUCAGCUUGAAGUGCUCAGUGUUUGAAUGGACUAUAUGGGACUCUUCUAAACAGACCCGCUCAAAGCCUGCAGCCUGUUUUAUGCAAAGUCCAGCUUAGCAAGCACUUGUUUAAAGUACGUACAGAUGUGGCCCUCUUCCAAAGCUCAGACUUAAGUGUGCUCUCCUCCAAGGCAGUUUGAUUAGUUGUAUGACAACGAGUUUGAGUGGGUUGGAUAAGCUACCACUGCAUUGCUCCAAUGUAAGCAGUGCACUGCAAUGUCAGAUGUGUGUGUAAAAGAACGCUUUUAACUAGUGUAGUGCGUAAACGCCGACUGAAAAUAUUGUCUGCAAGUUUCUACUUUUUGCAUUAAAAACAAACACACUCUUGGUUUGGUUUUUACCUGGCCUCUACUCACACGUUUCGCCGACAAUAGUGUGCCUCUAACGCGCCUGUACCUGUACUGGUUGUUCACAUUUCACAACCCAAACACACACACACACACACACACACACACACACAAAAUGAACACUUCAGCAGAUUAUGUGCAAUAAUGACCAGUGCGUGGGUGUGAUGCCAAAGCGAGAAGCCGUAUCAAUGUGAGGGCUGCCGUUUCAGCUCUCCCAGCGAUGGCAACAGCUCAGCAGGGAGCGCGACCGUUACGAGUGCUCUGGGUCACAUACGAGACUGCACUCUUCUUAGACAGGCAGAUUCUGGGAAAUAAAUACGCACCCUUUGUUUUGCGUGUGUGAGAGAGCACGUUCUACGUUCGCUUAGUGACGGAUGUGCACUCCAUGCUGUCUUUUCUUUCUAACUUUGAAUUUUGAAUUUUUGCAUUGUUGUACUCCUUGUCAUGUUGCUAUUUACUGUCUUCCAUAUGUAAUGAAACCAUAUCCAUUUUUUCUUGUGUUGGAAAAAAAAUGUAAUGGAUGGGCCGUUUGAGAAACUGAAUUGUGAAAAGGGUGACCUUUCCUGUAAGAGUGGACAUCAGUAUGACAAUAAUUGGCUUCACACAAUUUUGUGCAAUUCCAAGUAAGAAAGGGAUAUUAAGUAGU